Messenger RNA from Mollisia scopiformis, 1778 nucleotides. RefSeq lists its product as uncharacterized. The record is from RefSeq and is a predicted model, not a curated record. The transcript has 2 exons. The coding region runs from base 1 to 1464 and encodes 487 amino acids. NCBI's taxonomy places the organism in Eukaryota, Fungi, Ascomycota, Leotiomycetes, Helotiales, Mollisiaceae.
AUGGCUCCGCUCGCAAGAUCUGGUUCAGAAAGCGAUGAGUAUAUCCAUAUUCAGAAAAACCGCACUCUCCCUGCUGGCUCCGCCUUUGCACGAGACUCGGGAGCUCUGCCAUCAUCGACUAGAGCUACCAACUCUCAAGCCUCUCAGCAAACAACAUUGCCAACCGCCACACCCAGUGCAUCUUAUCGACCUACGCCAAUCGCGCCGCCUAGCUUGAUACCUCAGAAAGUAUCUCAAUAUCCGCUUCGUCCACAAGAAGGUGAUGCAACACCCACGCUGCACAAGCAAUCGGAAUCCAAAUAUACAGUUGGCAAACCAGGUAGCAUCUUCAGUAUUGGCACCAAGGAGCCCUAUGAUAAAGAGAACAUGUGGAAAUACGACGAUCUCCGCAAUGCUGGAGGUUCGACUCGGAAGGAAUACAGACCAGGUUAUUUCUCAGCCUCUGAAGAACGCUUGCCAUCCCACCAAGACAAAUCAUUUUCCUCUUCAGCUCGUAAAGAAUAUUCUUCACGCCAACGAGAAGGAGACACAGAAGUCCAUGCUAAGCAGCGUUACCUUGGCGAUUCAUUUCUCUCGGUCGCCACUCAGCCUCCACGUCAAUCUUCUGUCGUUCCGAAACAUAUUCAAGUCAUCGAGAAGGUUAGCCGAUUUUUCCCUCAACAAAGCUCCAAUGACGAAUCGUCUCGUUCGUUCGAUGUUCAACGUUCACAACAGCCUGACACUGUGGUUGACGGGCCGAUCCAAAGCAUCCCGACCAGUGUCCUCUCCGCACAGAGCAGCUACGGACGAACCACUAGCUCGUUCGUCGGUCAACCUCCACAGCAAUUUCCUCCUAUGUGUGCGGAGCAUAGCCGGGGUUUCCUUACCACUGCUCAUCCCGAAUACAAUGGGAACAACACUUCCAUGCACGCCAAUUCACACAUACACACGCAUGGUGCAUCGUCUCAAACCGCCGAGCGUCCAAUAUUUUAUAAACCUAUCAUUCCUGCAGACCAACAAAAAUACUAUGAAGCCUUGGAUCCAAACAAGCCAAAUCGUGUCGUAAAGAAACUCUCUGGCCCUACGGGUUCUCAACCCAACCCUCGCCAUCCUAGACUCCAAUAUCAAGCUUAUCAGCAGCCAAAUUCGUUCGCAGGAUUUCCUUCUUAUCCUCAAUCAGUCGGCCAAGCCCUGCCAACCGACCGCGAAACGCAAUGGGAAGAGUGGGACCCACCUUCGAGGCCUUUGUCUGCGGCAGCGCAGACCUUUAUACCAACGCCGAAGAAUACUCAAGCCAGGGGUCAAGGUGUUGAGGGAGCACCAAAGGGUUCUAGAGCCAUGAUCGCGCCGGAGCCAGCCUACAAAAGUUGUGCAAACGGCUCUUCAACUUCUGAGCCAGAAACAAUAUUGGCGAGAGUAAACCUUGGUGCUGCACGAGAAAUCAAGAACGCGACGAAUGGGACAAAUGAGGCACAAGAAAAGUAGGAAAAGUAAGGAAAUGAAGUUUAGACUGUCAUGAUGUCGGAAUAGCAGCAUAGGGACAAGGUCUCCGCGUCUGUUAAAAGGACAUUUCUAGAUCUCCCAACUUUGAUCCGAACAUUCACGGAACCAGUUCCUCCUCCACUAGAAACAGCUCCGAGCUUUGCACCGUGGAGAACUUGCAGCUACCACCAGAGAUGUGUAUUGGAGAAAUGCGUAAAACUUUAUCUUCAGCUUUAUGAGGAUGAAAGGGAUGUUGGGCUGGAAGAGCGUGGUGUUCGAAGGUAUGAUGUCGAUCCUGGGUUCGGUCACAGACUUGU